This is a messenger RNA of Rhipicephalus microplus (southern cattle tick), 1474 nucleotides long. RefSeq lists its product as uncharacterized. NCBI's taxonomy places the organism in Eukaryota, Metazoa, Arthropoda, Arachnida, Ixodida, Ixodidae. The record is from RefSeq and is a predicted model, not a curated record.
GAUUGAUUUCACGGAUAACAUGGCCUACGUCACUGUGCUUAUUCUGGGACAUCCUGCAAUUUCGGGCGACUACGCAGAGAUACCGAAAAUGAAAAUCAUGGAGCCCGAAUCGACGGAGGGAGCCAUCACGCGUGACAACUGUCUCAAGGCGUGCUCUUCCAAGGACUACAAGGACUGCAGCGCCGUAUCCUACUGUAGUUCAGUCUGUGCGACGACGACGAAGGCGAGUGUCAACUCGUCAGGCGUGCUCGUGAACUCGGGAGACUGCAGCACCUACGUGAAGACAGAACGUUCAAAAAAAAGGACGUCGUCCUCACCCGAGACGCCAUCUCGUACCUGGAAGAUGCACUACGAAAAAGCGAGUUCAAGAUUGUCGUGAAGCACCUCAACACAGUAAUAGUGGUUGGCACACUCGUUGCUGAAACUAUAGAGUACUCCACGGGAGGGUUGCGUAACAUGAUCGGAGAGUCGAACCCCGACUUGAGACACCUACACCAACGCAACAACUUCAACGCACCCGAAGGUUUCAAAGAAAACCUGGUGGUGACGGCGCUCAAGACGGACAAGCCCUACGGUCAGUACGUGGGCUCGUUCGAGUUGCAGGACUGCGCCGACGUCUGUCGCGACCGCGAGGACUGCUUCGCCUUCUCGAGCUGCCUGGUCGGCAAGCAGUGCGUCAUCGCCUCGGAGGCCCGAAAGCCAGAGUUCGAAGAGACCGAGUUCCAGGCGGACUGCACCAUGUACACGAAGUCGUACGAGGUGAACUUCGAAGAGCUGCCGGGCAUAUGCUACUCGUCCGCGGCGACCAAGUACGUGGGCGCCAGCCUCGCGUCGGAGUGCGCCGCCGCGUGCAUGAACGAGAAGGAGUUCACGUGCAAGGCGUUCGACUUCUGCGCGACCCCGCGCGAGGGGGGACUGUCCUGCCGCCUCCAGGACAGGAGCAUCCUGCAGGUCGACAACGCCAAGGACCUCGACCGAAGCGGCGCCGAGAAGUGCAGUCACUUCACGCGCAAGCACAUCAGCGACUACCGCAAGGAGCGGAGGGUCCGUCUGCUGGGCACCCCGCGCACGACAAUCAAGAAGGUGUCGGAGGCCGAGUGCGCGCGGCAAUGUUGGGAGGCCGCUUUUCAAUGCGAAAGGUUCGACCACUGCUCGGGCAAGAACGAACUCGGCAAGGGCGACUGCCUGCUCUUCGACGGCGACAAGGGAACCGACGGCACCGUCAUGUCGCCCAUUUGCAACUCGUACACGUACACGGGAAAAUAUAACGACGCGGUAGCAAGAGCGCCUCAGGCAUUUCACAGCAACGCGAAAGCAGCCGGCCUGUCUUUCUUCGUGGUAUUCCUGGGCGUCGGCAUCGUGCUCGCGGCUCUGUUCGCCUACGGCAUCUACAAGACCAGACGGGCCAGCCCACAGGAAUGAGAACGAGGAAAUAACGAAAAAAAAUAAAAUAAAAUAUAUUUAUUUGGACCAA